This is a messenger RNA of Aspergillus nidulans FGSC A4, 524 nucleotides long. RefSeq lists its product as uncharacterized. The record is from RefSeq and is a predicted model, not a curated record. Lineage: Eukaryota; Fungi; Ascomycota; Eurotiomycetes; Eurotiales; Aspergillaceae. The transcript is spliced from 3 exons. Bases 81 to 452 code for a protein of 123 amino acids.
CGUUAGCAUCGACCGAGUCACUGUCUAUCAUCAGAGCACAUCAUCGCUGUCUCCUGAUCUCAACGUCUCCUGAUCUCAACAUGCACUUCUCUAAGGCAUCCAUUGCCAUCGCGCUCCAGCUGGGCCUGGGCUACGCCGGCCUCACGUCCGCCGCCGGAUGUGGUGAAUUCGAUGCCUGCAUCGGGACCGAGCACUGCGUGACCAAGACGUUCACCACGCCCGUCUCAACCGUCGUUGCCACCUGCGUGCCUACCCCGACCUGUAUCGGCGUUUAUGGCGACUGCACCUCGGGCACCAGCCCGAUCUGUUGUUCGGGAUACUGUGCGGCCAGCAAAUGCCGGAGCACGGAUAGUGACUGGCCCAACUGCUCAGAGGAUCUGGGACCAUGUAUCGCGGACGAGAAUUGCUGCUAUGGAAAUAAGUGCGUUGAAGGGCUUUGUGUACGUGGUUAAAUGGGUAGCUGUGUUGUUGCGCUGCCAUGGUUUUCCUAUAGGGGUUGCUCGUCUCAGUAGUUGUUGCCAAUC